GUGAGCAGGAAGUUGAUGCUGUAUUCAUCUCUGAGACUGUCUCAUUUGUGAACGUGAGAGCAAGAACAGAGACUGAGAGAGACAGAGAAGCACGAUGGCUGCAUUCACAUGGAUUCAAAUGUCUUCAUUACUGAUACUGAUGCUUCAGUUUAAAGGAACAACUGAGCAACAUCAAACUGAUCAAACUGUCACAGCUGGACGUGGACAUGAUGUUACUCUGCCUUGUAAAAAUGUGAUACAAGGUCAGCAUAACUGUAUCAGUACUACCUGGAUCUUCAGUGAUUCAAGCAGCACAGUAGCACUCUUUGAACUUGGGCAGAAUAAAGAAGCCAAACCUAAAUCAGACAGACUGAGUGUUUCUGCAGACUGUUCUCUGGUUAUAAAGAAGGUCACAGAUCAGGAUGUUGGUCAUUACACCUGCAGACAGUUCAAAAAAGCAACAGGAUCACAAGAACAUCCAGACUUUAUUAUUGAUCUGUCUGUUAUUAACAGUGAAGAUGUGACAACAACAGAAUCAACAACAGUGAAGUUCACCACAAGAACAUUACCGACAACAAAAUCCACAACAUCAGCAAUUAAAGUAACAUUAAAAAUCACAAACAUAUGGACAACAAGAGAGGAAGUAAAGACAUCAGAGGGGACAUUGGCAACAAUCAUUCAAGGUCAGGCCUUCACUGUCUGUGUGGAGAAAUUCAGUGUGAUGUUUUACAUGAUUUAA
Molecule: messenger RNA, 718 nt
Organism: Oreochromis aureus
Lineage: Eukaryota; Metazoa; Chordata; Actinopteri; Cichliformes; Cichlidae
Exons: 3
Coding region: 95-718 (207 amino acids)
Biological process (GO): positive regulation of ERK1 and ERK2 cascade; T cell activation; interleukin-15-mediated signaling pathway
Cellular component (GO): membrane raft; external side of plasma membrane
Molecular function (GO): protein tyrosine kinase binding; MHC class II protein binding
Source: RefSeq, a predicted model, not a curated record